Messenger RNA from Cladocopium goreaui, 1173 nucleotides. The record is from the annotation of a GenBank genome assembly. Lineage: Eukaryota; Dinophyceae; Suessiales; Symbiodiniaceae.
ACUGCCCGAUACUUCUUGCUGAAUGGCAAUGCUGGGAACUCUUUUGCUGAGCAAUACAGUAGCGGUUACCCGGAGGGCUGCGCUAUGUCCUGCUUUGCGAUGGAUUUGGCGGACCUCGUGUUCCACCUGUGCAUGCGGGCUUGCUCCCAGAUGACCACUCCAAUCGCCUAUGUGGACAACAUUGAGUUGAUGGAAAGUGCUGUGGAUUUGGAGGCAACUACGGUCUAUGGAAAGCGCCACCGCAUCACGGGUGCUUUGGACAGACUCAGUAGCAUCAAGCCACUUUGGGAUCUCCUGAAACACUUACCUGAUGCAGAAUGGAAGAAGCUACAGAUCCGCCAACAGUGCAUCUGGGCCAACUGGUUCAAAUGUGGGGCGACUUCAUGGCGCAGCACAAGGAAUCCAAACCAGAGACCCUUUGGGACAUCGAUAAAGGUCUUCACAUUGGUGGGAUGGAGCGUUGAAGUUCCUGGGUUUUAUGAUCAUUAUGGCUUUUGGGUCUCCUUCCUUGACACCACGGAUGGCAUACUUCGGUCGUUGGCUGAGGAUGCUUGGGGACAGUACUUGGCACAUGAAGUGACCAACCGCAAAGACUUUUCAGAUUGCAGCCCCUUGAUCUCUUGGCUUUUAGACGUGUACAGCGAAGACUGGAACAAGGAGUGGGCGGCUUACAAGCUUAGUUUGGAACACCCGGCGAUAGUGGAACGACGUACCCUGGAUCCAAAGCUGACUCGAGUGGAUCUCUUCACAGAUGGCAGUCUGAGGCAGAAUGACGACAAGGCUGAGUUGCAGGCUUUGACUUCCCUGGUGAGGUGGUUGUAUGGAGUGAUAGCGCCUAUGCUACAACUGGAUUCAAUCAACUUCUACAAGAUCGGAAUGACCUUCCAGAAGAUGCUGAAGAUGGACUGCGGAUCGAGAUGCCAGCUUUCCCCCCUGGCGCAACACAUUGCGGCGCACCAGUUGGGUUGGAUCGAAGAAGACCCAGUCGACGCUUGGCCAGCUGAGUGGAAUGACGGGGCAGAUCAAGAAGGAAGCAGGGGCAGCCCAUUUCUACGAGGUCCCCUGUUCCUGGUCGGCCGGGAAAGGCUCCUAGCCGAGCACCAUGGCAUGUGCCAACAGCUCACACAGUUGCAGAAACUGCACCUGGAUAUCUCAGAAUUUCGUCUUCGAUGA